CAAGUGUUAUCAAAUAAGUCAGGUGAUGUUAUAGAAUGAUGUAUUCUCUCGGUUUGUUAUGGUUGUUAUCAUGCGCAGCUGCGUCACCAAUUGUCACAAAAUAUGAUGGGAGUCAACCGUCGGAAGAUGUAUCAAAAAUUUCGUAUAUAAUUCUAGAGCCUGCUGAUUUCUUCCAAUUGGGUAAUUUUCCAUGGGGCUCCGAAGUAAAUGAUAACUCGGAAGGAUCAAAAAUAUUUGUAAUCAAAGGAACAGGCAACAAAAAAUUUGGUCAUUUAAAUGCUUUAAAACAGCAACAAAUAAGUGGGGGAAACCAAUUCUCAAUCAAUGACUAUACAGAAAGUAAUAAAUUAGAUGGAGCAAGUAACAUCGAUGGAACAAAUUUAUUUGAUCGACCAUGCAAUCGAUACCACGCAAACGAGGCUACAGCUAAAGUAAAUGUGGUAGAGCCUGAAGUAAAAAUUAAUAGUGUUAAAGAAUAUAACAAAAAAGAGGAAGACCAGAAACAAGAGCAACCUGCUUUCACAAGCAAUAAAGAAGUAAAUCGCGUUGACACGUUAGUCAUCCCCCCUCCACCAUCUAUUGACGUCUCCACAACUAUGGUCCAGAACCAAAAUUCUUUAGUUUCAGACGAAUCGAGUUAUAAAUACCAACCUGAAAGCUACAAAUUAAUCAAGAAUAAACCUGAGCUGAAUGAAGGACAGGGUAAUUCAGAUGUCAGUAUAGGUAUUUCUGUACAACCACCAUCAUCUAUUAAGUCUUCAAAUUUAGAUGAACAAUGGAGCCAAGACAAUAUGGAUAAUGGAAGUGAACCGGUUACAAAUGACCUCAGCAUAGUAAAUCAGUCUAAAAUUAAAAUUAUAGAGAACCCUGUGAAAGAAUCUGACUCAAGCGAAGAAGACCCAAGACCCAUAAUAAAGUUGAAUAUUCCUGCGCCUCCGUCUAUUGAUGGUUCUAUUACAUUACCUUCAGGUUAUUCUACAUUGUCAGCUCUUCAAAACGAGGAAAGAAUUCUUAUGGAGAAAAUAAAAAAUCUGAAAUUGCACAUUCAUGAUCAACCUGGAAAAACCCCUAACAUUCAAGAAACUUUAACUGUACCAUCUAUCGACGCAUCAGCUAUCCAUAACACAGCACAAUGGAGCAAAGUGGAGGAGACACCAAAAGAAACGCCAAAAAUAGUUGAAAAUAAUAGUAACUUGGGAUAUUAUCCUGAAACCGAAAGCGUACAAAAAGAAUCAGAAGAAACAAUGACAAUCAGAAAAGAAAAGAAACCUGCCGUAAAGUUGAAUAUUCCCGCACCGCCGUCUCUUGACAAUACUAUUACAUUACCAUCUGGAUACUCAUCAUUGUCAGAUGUCCAAAAUAAACUCGACAGACAAAACAAACAAGAAGCAACUGAAGCACUCGUACAAGCCGACAAAUAUGAAAGUUACCAUAGCCAUCCUGAGAUAUAUAAAUUGGUUAAGGGUAAUAUAAAUCCCGUUUUAAAUGCUGAUAUUGUCAAUAAUGAAGCUAGUGCACAGGACGUCAAACCUGUCGUAAGCAUAGAUGUUACUUCCUCGCCAUCUGUAGAUUCAUCAGUGGUCCACGAUACAAACCAAUGGGUUUCUGAAACAGUUUUAGAUGAGAAACCCUCUGAAGUAAACAGUGAAGAUCUCACAAACACGAAAGAUAAUGAACCUGUAGUGAAAUUAAAUAUUCCACCUCCACCGUCUAUUGACAAUAGUAUCACGUUACCUUCGGGAUAUUCAUCAAUAGAAGCUCUUCAAAAUGAUGAAAGAAAUAUCCUACGUAGAAUAAAAAAUAUUAGAAUUAUCAAACAAAAGCAACCUGGUCAACUUAUAGAGUCGUCUAACUUCGAAUAUCAUCCUGAACAAUAUAAGGUUGAGGCUGUGAAGAAAACUCCUGAUGUCAGCAUAGAAGACGUGAAACCUGUCAUGACGGUGGAUAUUCCGGCACCACCGACAAUUGAUACAUCAAAUCUUUUUGAUAAAAACCAAGUUGUGGAAGAAAAUAAUGGGAAGACACAAACAAAACCUGUGUACGUUUUACAUCAUAAUAAUGAAGAAAACUAUUCCAAAACUAACACGAAAGAAGUUAUCACUGAAGAGUCUGAACCUAACCAGGAACCAUUGAAGCCUGUGGUCCCGUUACAUAUUCCGCCUCCACCAUCUAUCAAUGACGCCAUCGUGUUACCUGCAGGAUAUUCAACACUACCAGCGAUCCGGAACGAUGAAAUUAUUUUACUUCAAAAAGUGAAAGGAAAUAUUCAAAAAGGCCAGAAGCAACCAGUAAAAAUUGUAAAAGAAUCAGAUAAUUAUCCUGCGCAAGCCAACAGAGUGGAAGUUGUUCAAAACCAACCUGAAUCUAACGUUGUCGAAACGAGUCAAACAGUUAAGUACAAUGUUCCUGUGGCACCUUCACUUGGUCGUUCGAUAGCUCUACCAUCAGGUUAUUUAACACAAUCAAAUAUUCAUGAUUUCGAAAGAUGGAUUAUACAGAAAAUUAAAGAACAAAGACAGAAACAAACCGUUAAGGUUUCAGAACAGAAGGAUGUGGUGCCUGUCAGAAACGUUGUCGGGUUUAAACCUGCUGUCAAAACAAAUAUCCCUCUUCCGCCAUCAAUUGACCGUGUUUCACUGUCGUCAGAAUACUCUGAGUAUCCUAAACAGAACAAGGUGAAAAUUGUCAGGAAGCUGCCCCCUGUCCACAUUCGAGGACCAGUAAUACGAUGGAACACCCCAGCGCCACCGACUGUUACUAAAAGGGUAGUAAGUGUUUCCUCUGAAUAUCCAUCAUUGUAAGUUCGUAGU
Molecule: messenger RNA, 2810 nt
Organism: Pieris rapae (cabbage white)
Lineage: Eukaryota; Metazoa; Arthropoda; Insecta; Lepidoptera; Pieridae
Exons: 2
Coding region: 36-2801 (921 amino acids)
Source: RefSeq, a predicted model, not a curated record